This is a messenger RNA of Aspergillus mulundensis, 798 nucleotides long. RefSeq names its product HpcH/HpaI aldolase family protein. Gene Ontology annotation, molecular function: aldehyde-lyase activity. Lineage: Eukaryota; Fungi; Ascomycota; Eurotiomycetes; Eurotiales; Aspergillaceae. The coding region runs from base 1 to 798 and encodes 265 amino acids. The record is from RefSeq and is a predicted model, not a curated record. The transcript has 2 exons. Gene Ontology annotation, cellular component: cytoplasm.
AUGACAUCUUUCUACUCAAACAAUCUCGAAAUCUGUGUGGCUUCUGGCCAACUUUGCAAAUCGUUUGGCAUCAAAAUAUCGCCCAACGCUCAAGUCGUCCAAAUCGCACGCGACGCGGGCUUUGACUCGCUCUUUAUUGAUUUGGAACAUGCGUGGCUCACUUUGGCUGAGGCGAGUAACCUAUGCAAUGUUGGCCACUUAUGCGGCAUCACACCGUUCGUGCGCGUGCCACACCAGUGUGGUAAUGGUUAUGUACAGAGAGUUCUCGAUGGCGGUGCGAUGGGUGUGAUUUUCCCGCAUAUUCACAAUGCAGCCGAUGCAAGGGCAGUUGUGAGUAUUAGCAAGUACCCCCCUCUAGGCUGUAGGUCAAUGACCGGCCAGAUGCCCAUGUUUGGCAUGCGAGCGCUGGCAGUUGACCAGACUAUUGACUUCUGCAACAAAUCCGGUUCCACUGUCUUCGCCAUGAUUGAAAGCAAGGAUGCUGUGGAAAAUGCUGAGGAGAUUGCCGCUGUUGAAGGCGUUGACGUUGUUUUGGUCGGGUCGAUGGACCUCACAAUUGAUCUUGGAAUUGGAGGCAAGUUUGACAGGCCAGAAUACCAAUCCUCGCUUGAGAAAAUCAGCCAAGCUUGUCACGCGCACGACAAAGUUUUCGGUGUAGCUGGCGUUUAUGAUAACCCCGAGCUACAGGGUUGGAUAAUUAACGGCUUGGGGGCAAGAUUCAUGCUUGUUCAGCAAGAUUCUUCCUUGUUGUCAAUAGGAGGCGCAAAAGCAGUCAAAGCUCUACCGUCUGCCACUUAG